This is a messenger RNA of Trematosphaeria pertusa, 3440 nucleotides long. RefSeq lists its product as uncharacterized. The record is from RefSeq and is a predicted model, not a curated record. Lineage: Eukaryota; Fungi; Ascomycota; Dothideomycetes; Pleosporales; Trematosphaeriaceae. The transcript has 6 exons. Gene Ontology annotation, molecular function: ATP hydrolysis activity; ATP binding. Bases 163 to 3195 code for a protein of 1010 amino acids.
CUCAAUUGUUAUCCUGGCGCGCUUUAGCUGUGGCUGCCUGAAGGGUUUGUGGGCGUCUCAGAUAAGAGCGAGGCUGUGGCUAUUUAGCGACUCCCGUUUCCAGCUAUCACUGGUGACAGGCGCUGUCAAACCCACGAGCCUGACAGUACCUCAGAGUUCACCAUGCCCACAAAUCCCCCGGUCAGCACAGCCACGGCAACGCCAUCAAUAUCCGAUGCCGAUGUGCAGUCAAGCCAAGAUGGCGGUACGCAAACCCAAGAAAGCGACACAUCGCCUUCCUCUACCCAAAGCGGAAGCGAUGAGGGCUCCGUCGGCGAUACUGUCCAGGACGGUCGGGAAACCAAGGAGCCCCGACCCGCGGAUCUCGAAUUACUCAUUCGAAGUCUCGAGCUCCAAUACGGCUCACUUCUCUUCCGUAUGAACAAUCUUGAAUGGCAACUAGGGAACAAAGAACCGCCGGAACCGCCGGAGGGUAGUGCCGGCGAAGAUCCCAGCCGAGCAGCCAUCCAACCCACACUAAAUCCCCUGUACUGGGAAGAGUUCCAAGAAGUGCCCUCUGAGAAGAACCUCUACCCCAUCGAAGUCUUGGUCGGCGAGCCCGUGCCUGUAGUAGGCGUUCGCAAGCAUUCCCAAAAGCACACACGCAUGCAUCGCGUCAGUAAGGACGACGAUGUCACGGAGCAGUCCAAAGACUUCCACCGAACGAAGAAAGGCGACAACGACGCGCUGCACGAGCUGCACAGAAUUAAGGGCCAUUCCUUACCGGAGCGUAUUCGUUUGCCCAUCUUCACAUCUCAAUAUCUAAUGAAACAGAUACUGGGGCCGCAGAGCACUAUACCUCACGGUUAUAGUAGACAUGGCAUCACCAUGCUCCGGCCAUACAAGCCACUCUUGACGAGCGACAAACGAGUCCGGUCCCGGCUGCUGGAGCUACGCCAUCUAAUCGACACUUACGAGGAUCUUCAUCGAAGCAAAGCGGAUGCGUCGAACGAAGAGUCCGAUUCGAGCACCGAUCCGGAGAGCGGUUGCCCCCUGAGCUUCGAUGCUGUAAACGAGAUAUUGGACGACUGCGAGAUGACGUGUUGUUCACAUUGCACCCAGGCGCUCCGUGACGAGGUGCAAACUACUAAAAUGGCCAGAGACAUCCUUCAAUGUCUGCUAGAUUUCGUCGAUCAAUUCCUAGUACCAGUCCACGAGAGCUUCCGCAAACGAGACCACUCACGCAUGAGUGUUUCGUUCAGCCAUCUUUGGCAUAUGUUCAAAGCAGGUGAUCAUCUGCUGAUGAACCAGAGCAUCGAUCCUAAACACGAUCAUCCAUGGCACAGUACCCUCUGGCGGGUCUUACAAGUGCGGGGCGGCAGAGCGCAAAUUUGUCGGAGAUACCUUCAUCCACCACCAUUGCCUCCCGGCCCAAACGGGCAAUCACCACCUAUGGUCAUUUCCCCAGUCAACGGCGUAGUGCCCUUCGUCAUUGACGCGUACUACAUUGACUUUGAUGGCCGCCGCCUGAUACCUGUUCGCCGAAGAUUCACGAUUCAGCCCUACGAAGGCGAACGAGACAUCAGGAAGCUCGAUGUCUACCCAGUCGAGUACGCAUCUGACUGGCAAGCCUCGAUGAAGUCCCUCGCCGCGCGAGGUCGCAAGUUUGUCGAUUCCAUCUACACCAGUGCGGUGACACAUGUCGAGUAUCGCGGCGUUGAUUUGAAGACGAAGGACGAAUUGGAUGAGCAAAUGAUCGUGGACAUGGAGUACUAUUGGAGGCACGAGGAAACGCAACAUCUACCAUACUAUUUCGCACCAGAGGCUCUCGACACUUGCGAAACGGCUCAUUACUGCACACCGAACGACUGGGAACAAGGGUACUGUGGCCGAAAUACAGACGUCAUAGUUUCUGACAACUAUGUUGAAGAAGAAUACAUGGAUGAGCAUGUCGAAGGCCGCGGGCAUGUUCUCCAGUUCACAACUAGGUUCGAAAACAAGAAAAAUUUUGAGGAGGAUGAUCUUGCUAUAUGCUCGCACCGCCUGUUCGGGUGGUGCUUGCGUUCGAGAAAGUGGGCUGCGGUCCUCGUCGAUAACAUCGUUAAGGUCCAUCGAGGUCGAGAAGACAUUAUAUUCGAUCAACUCGUCCUGCCCUCGGAGACCAAGCGAAUUAUCCAAGCACAAGUUCAAGAACACUUCAGAAAGAAGGGCUCACGAGCCAAUGAUCACGAGAGGGACCUGGACAUAGUGAGCGGGAAAGGGCAAGGUCUCAUGAUCCUGUUACAUGGCGCUCCCGGAGUGGGAAAGACAGCUACCGCCGAAUGUGUUGCGGACUUGGUCCAGCGGCCGCUAUAUCCUUUGACAUGUGGUGACCUUGGGAGCAACGCAAAAGAGAUCGAAGACAGUCUGUCUUUUCACCUGUACUCAGCGAGCCGGUGGGACUGUGUAAUGCUCCUAGACGAGGCCGAUGUAUUCAUGGCCAAGCGUACGAGGGACGAUUAUGGCCGCAACGCCACAGUGUCGGUCUUUCUACGCAUGCUAGAAUACUAUAAGGGUAUUCUAUUCCUGACGACGAAUCGUAUUGGCACAUUCGAUGAAGCGUUCAAAUCGCGCAUUCAUCUGUCACUAUUCUAUCCGAACUUCGAUGAACAAGACACCGUGGAUGUGUGGAAGGUCUUCAUCAGGAGAACCAAAAAAGCCAACGGCUCACGUCCAAACUUCCACAUCGACUCCAAAAGCAUCAAGUCUUUCGCUCGCGAGCAUUACAAUGCUACGCCAGAAGGAGCCCGCUGGAAUGGUCGCCAGAUCCGGAACGCUUUCCACACGGCACUUGCUAUGGCGGAGUAUGAAGCGCGGUCAAAGCAGAAGGGCUUUGACCCCACCGACCCCGACGGCUACUCGAAAGAUAGCGACGUCAAAGUUGAGCUUGGAAGAUCGCAGUUCGAAGUGGUUGCCAGGACGGUAGAGUUGUUCGAUGAGUAUAUGAAAGACACCCUGGGUAACACGUACGAGGAGAAGAUGGAGCAUGAGAAGAUACGGAAGACGAAGUUCAGGAGCCGAGAGAAGAAAAAGGGGAAGAAGUCCAAGUCGAAACGCUACGACUCUGACUCCUCCUCGUCUAAAUCUUCGGUUGAGGACCGGCGUAAGAGUAAGAAGAAGGAGUCGCAUGCGAAGAAGAAGAACGACUCGUCAGAUUCCGAUUCUGAUUCGGACUGAUCCGCCCCGAGCCUAGCUACCUCUCAUCCCCCGACAGCAGAGGUUUUCAAACAGUCUCUAGAUUCCUAUCUGGUCACUAUGUCACCAGUCCAUAUGUAUUUGCGAGUUUCGCAUAUUCAAAGGCGGUGGGGAGGCAUCAGCAAACGUCUAGCACAUCAGUAACUUGCUUGUCGUCGUCGGGAAUAAGAUGAAACAUGUAAUUCAUCACGUAUUAGUAGAAUAGAUGGUGUCAAACACAUUUGCAC